This is a messenger RNA of Acanthaster planci (crown-of-thorns starfish), 3738 nucleotides long. RefSeq names its product phosphatidylserine synthase 2 (gene ptdss2). Gene Ontology annotation, molecular function: L-serine-phosphatidylethanolamine phosphatidyltransferase activity. Lineage: Eukaryota; Metazoa; Echinodermata; Asteroidea; Valvatida; Acanthasteridae. The record is from RefSeq and is a predicted model, not a curated record. Gene Ontology annotation, biological process: phosphatidylserine biosynthetic process.
AAUACUGAAUUCACGCAUGCAAUUAAUUUAGGCUUGCCCGACAGGUGUUACGCACUCUUUUCACGUGCGGAUUGCACUACAACAGCAGAAUUCACGUGGUCAUCUUAGGCCUAUUCAUGUUGUGCUGAGCAAGCGUGCGUUAAGUACGUGAGGCAUGGAGGAUCUUAGCAUGCUUAGGAAGGAACGUUCCUCAGAGUCAGAAGACAGCGGGUGCGGUUAAGUUGUUGCAAGUUCAAGCUGAAAAUUGGUCAAGAUGGCAACAAAAUAUACUAGGGAGUCUGGACAACCGGUGCCCCGUAAUGGGAACCAGCCAUCAAGGCCGUCGUUUUCUUCAUUCUUGACGAAUGUGGAGGAUGAUGGCACCAUGACAUACUUCUGGAGAGCUCAUUCCAUCACAGCAUUAAUCUGUAUGAUUGGAUCUCUGUUGUAUGUGACGCUCUUUGAGGAUCAAACUAAUGACGUCACUUGGAAUGUCAAAAGGGGCAUUGUGGCUUGUGUUGUAGUGUUCUGCGUUUUCGGAAUGACUCAGGUGCGAGAUGGUCCCUUCAAACGACCACACCCUGCCUUAUGGAGACUGGUUGUCUGUCUGAGUGUAGUCUAUGAGUUGGCCCUGGUCUUUCUGCUUUUCCAGACUGUAGACAAUGCUCGUCAACUUGUAGCUUACUUGGAUCCAGAACUGGGGAAGCCUCUUCCAGAGCAAUCAUACGCGGAAGACUGCAGGAUCUAUGAUCCAGACGGUCAUCCUGGAGGACCCUGGCACAAUUUGUGGGAAAAGGUGGAUGUCUUUGUUGUGGGUCAUCUAUUGGGCUGGUUCUUCAAGAUGUUAAUGAUUAGGGACUAUUGGGUAUGUUGGGUCAUCAGCAUCAUGUUUGAAGUCUUGGAGUACUCUCUGGAGCAUCAACUGCCCAACUUUGCUGAGUGUUGGUGGGAUCACUGGGUUCUUGAUGUCAUUGUUUGUAACGGAGCUGGUAUUUGGCUAGGGAUGAAGACUCUCAACUAUCUGAACAUGAAGACGUACCAGUGGCGAGGCCUAUGGAAGAUACCUACCUACCGUGGAAAAUUGAAGAGGAUCUUCCUCCAGUUCACGCCAUACAGCUGGACUCGGUUUGAGUGGCAACCAACUGCUAACUUAACACGUUGGCUUGCUGUACUUGGCAUUAUUUCAUUGUAUUUAUUGGCAGAGCUGAAUACAUUUUAUCUGAAGUACAUCUUAUGGAUUCCCCCUCCACAUCACCUCAACUGGCUACGUUUGGCCCUGUAUGUCCUUGUUGGUUCCUGUGCCCUGAGGGAGACAUUUCAGUACAUGAGUGAUCCGGAGUGUAAGACGUUGGGUCAGCAGUCAUGGGUGAUGGUGGCCAUCAUCCUCACUGAGCUUCUUAUUGCUCUCAAGUUUGACCUUCAACUGAUCCUCAAACCAUUUCCUCGGCACAUCGCCAUCUGUUGGCUCCUGGGCAUCCUAGCCAUACUGUCUUGGACAGUGUGGAAUUUCUGCAUUCACCGCAUCUCAUUUCGCUUUUUGAACUGGAAGAUGAAGAAACCUAAGAGUGGGAACAAAAAGAAGGAAACCGUGGCAAUCAAUUCUGAUUCUGACGAGAUCAAAAAUCAGUUAGUGUCAAAGUACACUAAUGACUUCCCACCUACUUUGAAAAAGCAAACAGACCCUCCCUAUGUGACAAGACUCCGCCCACGAACUAAUGAAAAUGCUUAAUAUUGAAUCAUCAUUUGCACAGAUAGGGAUUACUUACCCCAGGUAAAUGUGGAAUACUGAAAUGGUCCAUAAAGGGAAACUGCAGUGAAUGUGGUGAUUUACUUGUGUUCUUUGUCUUAUUGGAAAGUGUUGAUUGAAAUCUUACAAAUACUGUUGAUUUCCAACAUGAUUAAUUAUCGUAAAGAGGAAAUGCCGUGCUUAGGGUGUGUGUUUAUAUAUGCGUUUUCCAAAGUGGAUAUUAUUUUGUUAGCAUAUGCAUGAAGGAUUUCUGUUGGUAAUGUACCAAGGUUGUACUUUGUCCUGACUAAGUAUGCCACCACUUUUUAUUCCUAAUUGCACGAUUUCAGUUUCUUAUCAAGAUGUGUGCCUUUUAUAGUUUUAAAAGUUUAUAUUGGAGGAAUACACACUCUGUGUUUCAACAUCAUGACAAGCAGUUUUCUCAUAGCAAGGAUGCUUUGCAAGUGAAAUCACUGUGCUGAGCCACAUUAUUUCCUUUCAGGAAAUAUUUUAAUUCUUGCAGCCGGUUGAUUUUGUGGAUGGUCCAACUUUUCAGCUUCCUGACAAACAAAGAACCACUAAAACUCAACUUGCUAAAAUAUUAAGAUCGAUUGACCUUUGACCUUACAUGGUUUCAUUUGGGAUUGUUUAUUGAAGCCAUGUCUAGAACUUGUAAGGGACUGUGCACAUUUCAGCUUUUUAUAUAGGAAUUCAGGAUUGUGGAUAACUGUUAAUUUACUGGUUCUUUUAUUUAAAAUAUGGAGCAUUUUGGUGCUUCACUUUGUGGCUGUUGUAAGAAGACUUUUGUCUUGUGCACUUGUAAUGUUAACAGCAUUUCUGGCAUGGAAUAUAGCAUUUUUGUUUUGCAAAUUUCACUGUCAAUGCCUGCUGUUCACAUUGUACCACAAAGAUGAAUGUUUGACAGGAAUGUCAAUGACAGUUGCAUUACGUUUGUGAUUUGGAAAUGGACGAAUUCCAAGAUUGCUUUGAGGGACUUUUUUCACCUAGCCAAGAUCUAACCACUUGUUUAAACUGAAUAAACUGAAUACCUAGAGUCUAACAAUGCAAGCUCAACUCAACCAGACACACAAUUAUAUAAAAAUUUUAAGCUUCUAUGUUAAUCAAAUGUUUAAAACACACAACUUUAAUUUGAGAAAUAUAUAUUUUAGAUGUCUUAAAGAGGCAUGAAAGAUUACAGCUGAUGAAAACCGACAGUAACUAAUCAAAAUAUUUAAUGGAAUGUUAAUUUAUUAGGCUGCAUUUGCUUUGCCAUUUAAUUUUCUAAUGAACUAAAAGUUCACUGAGUGUUGUAUUCUGCAUGUUUUGACCAAGGUUAAUUUAAGUAGGAGAUUAUCAAUCAUUAAAUUGCCUUAAAAAGGAAAAAGGUUUCAUGUAUGCUUAUCAUGUUAAAAUUCAAUGAUUGUACUUUGAUUUUUCAUGUAAAACAGUAACCAGUACUGUUUAUAAAUUCCUUGCUUGCUUGGCAGAGUAAAAAAGCCUGUAAUCUUGUAAUUAAAUUGAACUUGAAGCUUAUAGAUAUUUGCUGCAGUAAAAACUUAUUUGAUUGUAUUGUUUGCCAAAAUUUAAUCAACUUAACAGUCCAUUUUUAUUUUUGCUAGAAAUUGUCAGUCAAUGCUUACUGAUUGUUUGGACAUUUUUUAGAUUUCUUGUUUUUGUUUCGUUUUAAUGAUGGGGUAUGUUUUCAAGUUGUUUGAUCGGCUAGGUUUGCAGUUUGUAAUUAUGAUUCUGAAAGAGUGGAGAGAGUGUUUGAUUUUUGCAUAACGAGUGCCUCUGACAGCAUGGUUAGACUGAAAUAAUAAUUUCAUGUGAUGUGAUAUUUGUAAAAAUGUGAUGGUGUAUGUUUAAUAGGUACGUGAUUGAAGAAUUGACUGAUGCAAGUUUAUAAAUGACUAUAAAUAGCCUACGACACCAUGGAAUAAAGUGCAUGAGUUUAAAAAUAUGGUGAAACCAUUAUUAUAUGCCCCCAAAUAAUGUGUUGAGUAAGGAAAUAAAACGUGAAUUCUUGCAAAGUG